GUCCAUGUCAGGAGGAUGUCUGCUUGCCUUGCAACAGAAGACAUCCCAGGAAGCACAAAGCAAGACCUCAGUAGCAUGAUAGCUCAAGGCAUCUCGGGGCUCAUGCGACCCUUGUUAAGUGGACUGAAAGUGAGUAAAACUCACUUUGUUUAUUUCUGUGAGGUGACUGAGCAGAAUUGCUUACAAUCAAAGCAGAUGUCAAGAAGAGGCUUCAGCUCCACAUGCAAACUCCAGGGUUCUCCUGGGGAAUCGAGCUCUGCAGAUUCAGUGACAGUGCAUUUUAUAAAUCGGGAUGGAGAGCGACUCACAACCACGGCCAAAGAAGGGGAGAGUCUGCUGGAAGUGGUAGUCAACCAAAACUUGGCCAUUGAUGGAUUUGGUGCGUGUGAAGGGACAUUGGCUUGCUCCACCUGCCACCUCAUCUUUGAGAAAGAUACCUUUCAAAAGCUGGAUGCCAUCUCAGAUGAAGAGAUGGAUAUGCUGGACUUGGCAUAUGGACUCACUGAGACAUCUCGCCUUGGAUGCCAGGUGCGCAUUAAGAAGUUGAUGGAUGGUCUGACAGUGCAGGUCCCUGUGGAAGUAUCAGAUAUUAGGAGUCAGCUGGAGGUUGGAAAGCAAAGCAAACAGUAACCGGAAACAGCUCCUGCACAACCCGCUUCCUUAGGUGUGCAGGGACACUUGGCUUUAUGUUAACACCAGUACUCUGCAGCUGGUUUACAGUAGACAGUAGAAGUCUGGUUUAGUAUGUAUGACUGUUCAGCAAAUCUCUUAUUUAGACAAAGCUUAAUGCUAGGAUUUUCAACAUAAGUUUUAAAUAAAUGCUGAAGUGCUCUCCUGAGCACAACUGGAUGAAAACAUGUGGCUUUACAAUUCCCUGGGUGGGUGGCAGUAAACAUCUGUGCUGUGUGUAACUCAUCUCCUUUUAAAUUUAAGUAUUCCACUAUUCUCUGUGGCUACUGGGAAUUCUGUGAUGUUCUGUUACUUAACUGCAGAGCAGAUUUUUCCCAAUUUGGGAAGCUUGAGAAGAGAUAGCUGUUCCAAAUGCAAGAUUGUGCUACUUGGCUUGAUGACAUCGACAAGCUUAGUCUGCUUAGCAGGAACAUUUGAAUGCAUGUCACUGAAUUGUUAUGUGCCAUGAUAUGCUAAUUUCUCUAAAUAUCACAUUUUCUCAUCAAUGUACUGCAGUGUACAUAAAAUAAAAUCCUAAUAAUCAGGCUUUUA
This is a messenger RNA of Meleagris gallopavo (turkey), 1221 nucleotides long. RefSeq names its product adrenodoxin-like. Gene Ontology annotation, biological process: P450-containing electron transport chain. NCBI's taxonomy places the organism in Eukaryota, Metazoa, Chordata, Aves, Galliformes, Phasianidae. Gene Ontology annotation, cellular component: mitochondrion. The record is from RefSeq and is a predicted model, not a curated record. Gene Ontology annotation, molecular function: 2 iron, 2 sulfur cluster binding; electron transfer activity.